AUGUCCUCUCUUCUUACUGAUAGUUUGUUCGGGGUCAAGGGGCACGUUGCAGUUGUGACAGGAGGCGCCAGUGGCCUAGGCUUUAUGAUUGCCAAGGGACUUGUGACAAAUGGCGCCAAAGUGUACCUCGUUGAUUUACCAAGCGUGUCCACCGUCAAGAGCGUGGCGGAACUCAACGAACUUGGUAGGGAAGCUGGAGGAUCUGCACAUGGAAUCCCUUGCAAUGUUUCUGACAAGCAAGCCAUCCAAGAUCUCGCCAAUCAGAUUGGCCAGCGAGAAAAGCACGUUGACAUGUUGAUUUCCAACGCCGGCAUCAGACGCGACCCCCCUGUCCAAUGCAAUGUGCUCAAGGCAUCCUUGUCCGAGCUGCAAGCUUCCAUGUGGUCCUCACGACAUUCAGACUGGGAUGAUACAUUUCGCAUCAACACAACUGCCCACUACUUCCUUUCCGUGGCUUUCCUUCCAUUGCUAGAGGCGGCCUCGCGACUGGAAUUGUCCGAUGGCCAGCUCGGGCGAAAUGGGGGUCGCGGAGUGGUUGUCAUAACGAGUUCAUGCGCAAGCAUGCAUAACGUGACGAACGUGGACCUAACGAGUUAUGCGACGAGCAAAGCUGCAACUGAUCACCUGGUUAGGCUGCUGGCAGCCAAAUUCAGCCGCUUCUAUGUACGAGUGGCCGGGAUCAACCCAGGCUUUGUUCCAAGCAACAUGAACCCUGUUGGAGAAGAAGGCAACCUCUUCAGCGCCCUUUUCGACAAGGUACCUGCCAAGAGAGCAGGAAACGAGGAUGAUAUUGCCGGCACUGUCUUGUAUCUCGUCAGCCGUGCGGGAGCCUAUGUGGAUGGAAUAUCACUUUGCGUUGACGGAGGCCGCAUUCUGCUUGCCAAUGGUCAAGAAUGA
Penicillium mononematosum is the source of this 897-nucleotide messenger RNA. RefSeq names its product SDR family NAD(P)-dependent oxidoreductase. NCBI's taxonomy places the organism in Eukaryota, Fungi, Ascomycota, Eurotiomycetes, Eurotiales, Aspergillaceae. Gene Ontology annotation, molecular function: oxidoreductase activity. The record is from RefSeq and is a predicted model, not a curated record. The transcript has 5 exons. The coding region runs from base 1 to 897 and encodes 298 amino acids.